AUGAAUGGUGUCACAAGGUUAUGUGGAUGUAAUCUCACUGCUCAGUCUUGUGGGAGUUUAUCAUUAGUUUUACAAUCCUCAAACUCUGUCCUGAGAGAGCUGGACCUGAGUAACAAUGACCUGAAGCAUUCUGGAGUGAAGCUUCUUACUGAUGGACUGAAGAGUCCAAACUGUCAGCUGGAGAUUCUGAGGCUAUGUGGAUGUAAUCUCACUGCUCAGUCCUGUGAAAGUCUGUCUUCAGCUUUACAAUCCUCCAACUCAAACAUCCUGAGAGAGCUGGACCUGAGUAACAAUGACCUGCAGGAUUCUGGGGUGAAGCUUCUCUCUGAUGGACUGAAGAGUCUAAAGUGUCAGCUGGAGAUUCUGAGAUUGUCUGGCUGUAUGGUGACAGAGAAAGGCUGUCGUGAUGUGUCUUCAGUUCUGAGUUUAAACACCUCACACCUGAGAGAGCUGGAUCUGAGCUACAAUCACCCAGGAGAUUCAGGAGUCAAACUACUCACUGAAAAACUGUUGUAUUCAACCUGCUCACUGGACAAACUCAAGUAUGUCUACCAGGAAGAUUUUAGACUUUUCUAUUUCAGCCCCUCAGUGACUAUGUGCUAUAUAUAUAUAUACUUGUCAGUAGAAAAUAACAGCCAGUGCUCCACACAGAGAUCUGAUCCCAUCAUCAUCUGGAAUGACAUGAAGAAACAAAAAACUGAGACAAUUCAGUUGAACUGUGAUAAUGCCUCCAAGGUGCUUCAAGAAACCUCCUGCAAAACUACCGGAAAAGUAUGGAAAAGCAAUCAGGUUUAUGGAGCUAUCAAGCUCCAUCAGACACGAGUCAUUAUAUUUUGA
Molecule: messenger RNA, 837 nt
Organism: Labeo rohita (rohu)
Lineage: Eukaryota; Metazoa; Chordata; Actinopteri; Cypriniformes; Cyprinidae
Product: ribonuclease inhibitor-like
Exons: 6
Coding region: 1-837 (278 amino acids)
Molecular function (GO): protein binding
Source: RefSeq, a predicted model, not a curated record